GGCCAGACCUAUGCAAAGUCCCAUUCCCUCAACACGGCCGGCCGUUUUAGGAGUCCCCAUGGGGGUACCAAAAUCUGUCAGCUCUACGGGGUAGAGUAGCACGAUCUCUCUCAGUGAAUCCCCAAGGAGCAGAAACCCCCAGGGUUGCCGCUGGGGGCCAGGAGCUCCUACCUGCGCGGCAGGACGGGCGGGGCGGCCGCACAGGCGCACACCCCAGCCGCGCGCUCGCUCCCUAUUGGUGAGACCAGGAGGGCGGGGCCGGCCAGACCCAAAACAAACAACCUGCUCCCGGAGAGACUCUGUGGCCGCGCCGCCGCGUGGCCUCGGCCUGGUGAACGCCCGGGGGAGCGGCGGCCACCUUGUUCCCCCACCCCCUGACCGUGGGCGCCCAGGCCCCGCCCCCGCCGAGCCGCCGCAGGGUUAUAUUGGGCCGGACCGAAGGUGGAGGCGAGAUUCUGCUGCGGCCGGCCAGCGCGGACAUGCUGCCCGGGACGCCGGCGGUGGCACGGCGGCUGCGGACGCGGUGGCCUCGAAGAUUGGGUUCCAUGGGCUCUCGAGGCUAAAGAAGUCUUAUCCUCAAGAGUAGCGGGUACGCCAUCGGACGUCAGCUCGGUGCCUGGAGGACGCCUGCCUGAGAUCUGGACGUCCAACGAAGAAAUCCUUCUGGACGCCUGGACGGAUAGCAGAUGCGCCGGUUUCUUCCUCUCAGAACGGAAUCCCGAGGUUGCCCUGGCACCCGCUCCGCCGGGUGGCCCCUCAUCCCUCGCUUUCUUUCCGCCUAAAAUCUCUAAACCUCGGAGUAAGGACAGUACUGCACCAACUUUUGCUUCUCCUACCCUCAAUACAUCCAGUACUCACAACCCUUCCAAAAAAUAACAUUCCAGCGGAAAAGGACUUUCCUACGGAAAAGUGCCUCUCUCAGAAAGAGGCAGGAGCGGUACCUCCGGCCCGCGAGAUCGCCACCCCGCGCGCCACUCGCUUCCUACGACCUCGCAGGAAAGGGGUACAGCGCCAGACGAAGAAGCACCAGCGCCGGCAUGAAAUUGGAGGUGUUCGCCCCACGCGCCGCCCACGGGGACAAGACGGGCAGUGAUCUGGAGGGGGCCGGCAGCAGCGACGCGCCAUCUCCGCUGUCUGCGGCUGGCGACGACUCGUUAGGCUCUGACGGGGACUGCGCGGCCAACAGCCCAGCGGCGGACGGCGGUGCGGGGGAUCUGGAGGGCGGUGGCGGCGAGAGGAGCUCGGGUGGCGGGCCCAGCUCCCAGGACGGUUCCGAGGUGGCCGACGACAGAGCGCAGGCCUCCGCGACAGGGCCGUGCGCGGGCAGCGUGGGCAGCGGCGAGGGCGCGCGCAGCAAGCCCUACACGCGGCGACCCAAGCCCCCGUACUCCUACAUCGCGCUCAUCGCCAUGGCCAUCCGCGACUCCGCGGGCGGACGCCUGACACUGGCCGAGAUCAACGAGUACCUCAUGGGCAAGUUCCCCUUUUUCCGGGGCAGCUACACCGGCUGGCGCAACUCCGUGCGCCACAACCUCUCUCUCAACGACUGCUUCGUCAAGGUGCUGCGCGACCCCUCGCGGCCCUGGGGCAAGGACAACUACUGGAUGCUCAACCCCAACAGCGAAUACACCUUCGCUGACGGGGUCUUCCGCCGCCGCCGCAAGCGCCUCAGUCACCGAACGACAGUCCCCGCGUCGGGGCUGCGACCCGAGGAAGCCCCACCCGGACCCGCCGGGAGCCCGCAGCCCGCGCCUGCCGCCCGGUCCUCCCCGAUCGCGCGCUCGCCUGCUCGCCAGGAGGAGCGCUCCAGCCCGGCGAGCAAGUUCUCCAGCUCCUUCGCCAUCGACAGUAUCCUCAGCAAGCCGUUCCGCAGCCGCCGCGACGGCGACGCGGCUCUAGGGGUGCAGCUGCCCUGGGGAGCGGCUCCCUGCCCGCCGCUGCGUGCCUACCCCGCGCUCCUUCCCGCGGCGCCGGGCGGCUCCCUGCUGCCGCUCUGUGCCUACGGCGCGGGCGAGCCCACGCAGCUGGCGUCGCGCGGAGCCGAGGUGCAGCCCGCAGCGCCCCUGCUGCUGGCACCCCUGUCCCCCGCCGCCACCGCAACCAAGCCAUUCCGAGGUCCCGAGACCAGCGGCGCGGCGCACCUGUACUGCCCCCUACGGCUGCCCGCGACCCUGCAAGCGGCUUCGGCCUGCGGUCAGGGCCCGCACCUGUCCUACCCGGUGGAGACGCUGCUAGCUUGAAGUGAGCUCUGAGCUCAGCAGAGGGUCUGGGGUAGGAUGGGGACUCCAUUUGUUGAGGAGGUUGCUAUGCAGGCUCCAAGGCUGUGCACCUUCCACUUUCCAGAGGAAUAGAGUUGUUUGGUUUUUUGUUUUUAAAUCCUCUUCAGACGUGCCUUAAAGUUAAGCAUUUUGACCCAAGUGUUUUAACUUAGUCCGGAAUAGUUUCCUUUGUCUUUUGUAAGGAGGAUCAAAGCCGUUCUUUUCUAUUUUUUGGCCAAGCCUGUCCUUUCCUGCAUAAAAGCUUUCCUCUCCCUCCUACUCCUACUAUUUUUGUUGCACCUUCCACUGAUUUAUCUUUCCCACCCUCAAAAAAAGAAAAAAGUACAUCAGGGAACCACUCCAUGGGAUAAAUGAUAUGACUACUGUUUGGGGUUUGGGGGCCCCGUUGGGUGUGCGCAUGCGGUGUUCACAGGCGUGACUGAAUGUGAGAGAGCUGUCAGUCUUCGGACAUUUUCUCUGCUACCAACCAAUGCUUCACUGUGCCAAAAAAGGGGGAAAUGUUGUUGGGUUUUGUAAUUAAAUUAUUUAUAUAUUUUUGGAACCUGAAUUGAAAUGUUGCAGGCAACGGCUACAGCUUUAUUAGUGGUUACCUAACUGUGGUCUUCUUGGGCCAAGCAAUUUCUUUAAAGGAGAAGUUAACAUUAUGUUUGCGGGGUGCCAGGGCCACCACCACAUGAAACCAAGUGUGAUUUUUAUUUUAAUAUUAUUUGUGUCUGUGUAUAUAUUCAUGUAUAAAUUUUAUGAAGCCCAGGCAUACUGCUUGUUUUUUUAAUAAAAUUAACA
Molecule: messenger RNA, 3062 nt
Organism: Microtus oregoni (creeping vole)
Lineage: Eukaryota; Metazoa; Chordata; Mammalia; Rodentia; Cricetidae
Gene: Foxq1
Product: forkhead box Q1
Exons: 1
Coding region: 1038-2240 (400 amino acids)
Biological process (GO): anatomical structure morphogenesis; cell differentiation; regulation of transcription by RNA polymerase II
Molecular function (GO): DNA-binding transcription factor activity, RNA polymerase II-specific; RNA polymerase II cis-regulatory region sequence-specific DNA binding
Source: RefSeq, a predicted model, not a curated record